ACACGGAUUAUUUAUUUGUCACGCACAGGAACCAUACAUUGGCUACAAUUUCUGGUAAGCGUUUAAGAGCGGCGUGUGUUUCAGUGACUUUCUUCUGAGGAGUUCUGUUUUGUAAUUCAAACCUUGAAGUUGUACAAAAACACCAUCAUGGAUAUAAGACCAAACCACACCAUUUACAUCAACAAUGUAAAUGAUAAAAUUAAAAAAGAAGAACUGAAGAGGUCACUAUAUGCACUGUUUUCUCAAUUUGGUCAAAUUGUUGAGAUCGUGGCUUUGAAGACUAUGAAAAUGAGAGGACAGGCAUUUGUUGUGUUUAAAGAGCUUGCCUCUGCUACAAAUGCUUUGAGGCAAAUACAAGGAUUUCCAUUUUACAACAAAGCCAUGCGCAUUCAGUACGCAAAAACAGAUUCGGAUGUUAUUUCAAAAAUGCGGGGCACGUUUGGUGACAAAGACAAGAAGAAAGAUAAGAAGAAGAAAGCGCAAGAACAGGCAGCAAGUGCAGCCAAGAAACCAGCACAGGGAUCCACAAAUGUGCAAACAACUUCAUCUCAAAAUCAGCAGGCACCAGACAACCCACCAAACUAUAUUCUGUUCCUCAAUAAUCUGCCUGAAGAAACUAAUGAAAUGAUGUUGUCCAUGCUUUUUAACCAGUUCCCUGGCUUCAAAGAGGUACGCCUGGUGCCUGGACGUCAUGACAUUGCCUUUGUUGAGUUUGAAAGUGAAGGGCAAGCUGGCACUGCAAGAGAUGCACUACAGGGGUUCAGGAUCACAUCCUCCAACGCGAUGAAGAUCACUUAUGCCAAAAAAUAAGACUGGAUUGUCUGGAUUUCCAUUGACUAAUUUUAUGAACUUUUUGAUUUUUUUUUUUUUUUUGAUUUUUUUUUAUCUAAUUGAGGAUGAAGUUGGAAAGGAAGAGUCAUUCAACCCUUUGUUCUAAAACCCUGAUAAUAUAUCCUAAGUAACACAAUGCUGUUUAACUCUGGAAUGUUUGUUUUGUACAAUAAAUUUUAUGUUCAAA
Molecule: messenger RNA, 1018 nt
Organism: Acipenser ruthenus (sterlet)
Lineage: Eukaryota; Metazoa; Chordata; Actinopteri; Acipenseriformes; Acipenseridae
Product: U2 small nuclear ribonucleoprotein B''-like
Exons: 7
Coding region: 148-810 (220 amino acids)
Biological process (GO): mRNA splicing, via spliceosome
Cellular component (GO): U1 snRNP
Molecular function (GO): U1 snRNA binding
Source: RefSeq, a predicted model, not a curated record